This is a messenger RNA of Cajanus cajan (pigeon pea), 1418 nucleotides long. RefSeq names its product zinc-finger homeodomain protein 1. Gene Ontology annotation, biological process: regulation of developmental process; regulation of DNA-templated transcription. Gene Ontology annotation, molecular function: transcription cis-regulatory region binding; DNA-binding transcription factor activity. The record is from RefSeq and is a predicted model, not a curated record. Lineage: Eukaryota; Viridiplantae; Streptophyta; Magnoliopsida; Fabales; Fabaceae. Gene Ontology annotation, cellular component: nucleus.
GAUACAAAUGAAGUUGUAUUAAGGUUUUGGACCAAUAAGAAAUUUAAGUCUCCUCUAAGAAACAUUAAGCUCCGGUAAAAAAAAAUUACCGAGGUAACUGGUUUUAGCCGGUGGAAGACAAGGAUCGAGAAUUGAGAGUGGCGAGAGAAAGAGGGAUGAUAUUCAGGGGGAAAACAGAGAACCGGAAAAAGAGUAAGAAACUGCUAUGGUAGCGAAGUGAACGAGAGAGAGAGAGAGUGGGUUCAUUACUUCCUUUGUUUGUUUCCUCUUGAACGCUCUACUUAAGCUCGAUCACCCAUCACCCACUUCGAUCUCACCCAUUCAACAACUCUCUCACUGAGAAAAUGGAAUUCGAGGAGCAAGAGGAAACUGAGCUGGCGAUGGCCGCAGCGAGUUACGAAGACUCGGCCUUCCACCCGGGCAGAGUGAAAGUGCCGAGUCACGGCGAGGAGGAGCCCGUGACGGCGGUGACCCCGAGCCCACCCAUGGCCCGCAACAGCGGCAAGGGGAGGUACAAGGAGUGCCUCAAGAACCACGCGGUGGGGAUCGGAGGCCACGCGCUCGACGGCUGCGGCGAGUUCAUGGCGGCGGGCUCGGAGGGCACUCUGGACGCUCUCAAAUGCGCCGCCUGCAACUGCCACCGCAACUUCCACCGCAAGGAGGGCGGUGAGGGCCCGUACCUAAUGCCUUUCCAGCAGCGCCGCCACCAGCCGCCGCACUUCUCGGCGUACUACCGUGCGCCGGCGGGGUACCUGCACGUGGCGGGUCAGCAGCAGCGUGGUGGGCCCGCCACGCUGGCGCUCCCGUCCACGUCAGGUGCUGGCGGUGGGGCCCAGAGCCCGAGGGAGGACCAGGAGGAUGUUUCGGACCCAUGUGGCGGUGGUGGGCCCAAGAAGAGGUUCAGGACCAAGUUCACCCAGGAGCAGAAGGACAAGAUGCUGGGCUUCGCUGAGAAAUUGGGCUGGAGGAUUCAGAAGCACGACGAGAACGUCGUUCAGGAGUUCUGCUCCGAAACUGGCGUUCAGCGUCACGUGCUUAAGGUUUGGAUGCAUAACAACAAGCACACCCUUGGUAAGAAGCCCUAGAAAUAAAAACCCAAGCCCAUACCCUUCUCCCUCUCCCCCUCCCCCUCCCCCUCCCUUUAUAUAUCUAUAUAUGUUUCCAUCUUUCUAUCUAGUUACUAUCACAGCCACCAUUCCAAGCUGCAACCUCAACGUCCAGGCCUGGAAAUCGCGUUGGUCUCAACUCUGCUAGUGCUAGUUUACUUUAUCAGGGUCUUAAUUCUUAGGGUUUAUUUUCAUUUUUCUUUGUCAUUUUCAUUUCGUAUAAAAUGGGAGAAGGGAUUCCUAUGUUGUUUUAAUGUUUCAGACUCCAGUGUAAUUCGAACAGCAUUGUUGUUGAUGGACUGGUUUAUUUUA